Cydia fagiglandana is the source of this 3966-nucleotide messenger RNA. RefSeq lists its product as uncharacterized. The transcript is spliced from 2 exons. The record is from RefSeq and is a predicted model, not a curated record. NCBI's taxonomy places the organism in Eukaryota, Metazoa, Arthropoda, Insecta, Lepidoptera, Tortricidae. Bases 510 to 1757 code for a protein of 415 amino acids.
GAAAUCGUCUGUAUAGUCUAUGCCGUACAUUGGUAUAAUAGAUUUUCAAUCUGUGGUCCAUCUCUCUCUUUGUCUAUGGCUCCCCGAUCAAGCAGCCGUGUAAGAUUGUGUCGUCCCCUUUAUUAUUUUAUUAAUUAAUGUUUUUACAUACAAAACUUAUUUUAAAUAUGUGCUUGCUAUCUCAAAGAUCGAUGUAUAGUACGAUAUUAAUGUGAUGUUAAUAUACGCACUCAUAUGCCAUUGCGUUAUUCAUUUACCGUGAUCUCGGUUGUAAUCCAACGCCUGUUUCCCUGUGCUCUCGCUCCUCAUAUUCCUAACAGGUUCAGGGCCUAGACACAAAAGCUUAAGAAAAGCUAAAAGGCGUUGUGAUAAUUACCAGAUUACCCGAGUUACGGUCGGCAAUGGCGCAACCAGGGACGACUGCAUGCACGUGCGACAUAACCUCCAUAUUCAGCUUAGUGAGAUUGAAAGGCUUGGAAAAAUGGAUUAAAUGGUAAUUUGCUGUGAUAAUGGUGCUUACCCUCGACGGUUUAUGGGGCUGCGUCGGUGGCACAGACACGGAUACGACAAAUGAUGGACGGGCUUUAGCAAAAAUGUGUCUGGCAUGUGAACCACACCUCUACGUAAUCGACGAUGAAGAAACUGCUGAGAUUCUACUGGAGGAGUUCACUGCACUAGUGUCUAGCCUUGAGACGGCUAACCUCACCAGCACCUUGACCAGUGAAGUGGUCAAAACUAGACUACUUCAAGAAGAUCACAGACGAAGCCAAUGUAAUUGUAACACAACAGACAACUUAGCCUUUAUGGCUACCAGGAAGAAGAAAACCAACAAUAACAUAUGUACUUGCUGUCAGAACUGUCAGAAGAUAGGCCACUGUUUUGAGAAGAAGCGAGAAGAAAUGAAGAAAACUGGACAGGAGCACACUAUGUCUGCUCCCGCUUACUCAGCAACACAUUCCAAGGAAUAUGUGCUCGACAGCGGGGCUUCGGCUCUUAAGUCUGGUGACUUGUCUCUACUUCAUGAUGCCAAAAAUAAGAAAUGUGUGAUCACAGUAGCCAAUGGACAGCAACUUAAUAGUGUAGUUAUUGGUAAGGCUUUUAUCUCUCCUGAAUUGACUCUAAAUGUGCCAUAUGUGCCUAAUUUAGGGAAAAAUUUAAUGUCUGUUAGUGAAAUUACUAAAUCCGGUUAUGUUGUAGUGUUGUCAAACAAUUACUGCAAUUCUAAUAGUACAAUAUGUCAAAUCACAGGCAAUCAGUCAUUAAUUGUUAAAAAUGAACUCUUCAAGUCUAAUGUAGAUGUGCAAACUGGACCUGACCCCCUAUUAGGUAACUCUAUGUCCCUGUAUAGACAAGGAUCCACGAGUGCCAAUGCUGCUGCUGCUGUGCCUUUUACUUGGCACAAGCAUUUAGGUGUGAACCAUGGUAUGUCUGUACUAGGUGGAGGGCAUGAGUGUUGUGUCGUAUUUCAGGCUGAAGACGGCGUGAUGGCUCGGUGCAUUGCCUGCCUUACUUGGAAGAUGUGUGAUACAUCGUUUCCACAGUCAAGUGCAGAGCGUGCUGCCAACCUUCUGCACCUGGUGCUUUAUGACUGUGCCGGACUGGUUCUUAUACCCAGCUGGGGCGGAGCUCAGUAUUUGCUGACAUCUACCAAUGACAAAUUAAGAUGUAUCUUCAGCUGCUUUCUGAAGAAAAAGUCUGAGAGGAGGAUGCGUGCUCAACAGUGCAGUCCCUCUGUCUGGCCUGUAUCGCACAUCUGAAGAUACCAUCGAGGAUAGCGGCGAGGAUGUGGUGCUGUGUAGCCCCGUCACCUUUCUACCGCAACCUUCUGCAUCUUCAGAAUUUGUGAGCCGAUGUUGGUGGAAGUGUUUCUUGUUCCGACCAAAUCUCGCCCAGUGUGGAGUACCUGAGGUAUUUUCCCGAAAAGGUUUGAUAAUUUCCCACAUGUCAUCUCUUGGCUGCAGCAAGUUUAUCAGUUUCAUCACAGGAGCCGUCUACUUUCUCCGGCCGUGUAUUCACAUAAAAUACAUGAGUGGAUACGGUGCCAUGGAAGGUAUUAGCUCUGUGGUUAUUUUCAACGUGUAGGAGUUAGUCGACCGCUCACACAGUUGACUGCCCUCAGAGUUUGUUGACCAUCUGUUGAAUGUUAUUUUUGGUGGAAACAUUUUUUUUUAUGUUCUUACAGCCACUAGGCACUUGUUGUUACUUAUCAGGUUAUAGUUAAAAAGAGGAAAUUGAUUAUUUUGAUACUUAUUUGCCUGUGGUUUAGACAUUCAACAUCAAAUUUGGAUUAUUAUUGCAAAUCAGUUGGUUCUGAGUAUGAAUCUUAUUGACGUUACCACGUUUUUUUUUGGUGAGUUAGUUAAAGAUCUGGAGCAGCCAACCGGUUUCCAAUAUUAGUAAUAACAGAUAUUUACUUAAAAAUAAAAUGUAUUUGUAGCUAGCCACAAACAUAACUAGCUUGAGCCCAAUGUUAAAUAUUAAAAUUUCCACAUGUUGCUCUCAAAAACAGAUACCUAAUGUACAUACAAAAAGGAAUAUGAGCUAUGUGUAUGUCAGCUGUUACCUAUAACAUGCUAUUAUUGGCUUAUGUAAUAAGACUGAGUACACAAUUAUAAGGCUGUAAAUAAUAUUUGUCAAUGAUUUUUAUGUUUUUUUUAAUAAUAAUUGUAUUCAGACAGUUACAUCAUUGCAAAAACAGCACCUUGAAAUACGUCAUCUUGUAAUUUAAAAAAUUGUUUAGGGAUGAACGUUAUUAUGUACAAUAAUGUAACUGUUUUAAACUAGCAUGAUUAUAUAUACAUAGAGGCUGCUUGAGUGCUACAAAUGUAAAUUAGAAAUGAGAAAAGUCUACAAGCAUGAUGACAAUGUUUAUACUUAAAUAGUUGCCUAUACGACUACUAGGCUCACUUAUGUUUUGUGUCUGCUGUACUCGCCCAGACAUUUUAUAUCUGUGUAGCCAGUCAAGUCAGUUCAGUACAUGUUUAUGAUAGGAGCCAUUGGCGGACUGCAGGGCGAAUAUUGAGGUAUUAAGCCAUUACAAUCAAUUGUGGUCUUUAUUUCGAAAUCAGAUAAUACCUUGAAAUAAACGUUUUUCAGACGCUAAUUGUAUUUGUGACAUAACUGACCGCAAGUUUUAUACUUGCUUUGUAGUUCAACUUUAUAAUAAUGUCAUCAUUUAGGAAGCUAGGAAACAACUAUGUGUUGCGCUUUCCUGUACAAAGAGUAAAUUCUUUGUUUUUCUAUUGUAUGCAAGGGCAUGUGCUUUAUCAAGAAUUUCUUGUUAGAAAUAAUUGGUAAACAAUUCAAUGUCAGUGUGAUCUAUGAUAAUCAAAGUGCAUAGAUGUUGUUAGUCAAAGAAUCCUAUAGUAAAACUAAAGAUGUAGACUUGCGGAGAAUAUUGUGUUUAGACUUAAUGCAUGAAGUAAAAAUUUGUGUAAAAUGCUCAUGUAAGUACUGAUGAAAUUUGUAAAAUCUGAAACUGAAAUGUAUAACUAAAUACUCGGAGUCAUAGCUGUUGUUGCUUGUUAUGUUCAGAGUAAUCAUCAUCAUACCAGUUAGUUUCUAUUUUAUCUUGUUCAGUACUUGUUCAAUAUUCUAUCAUGGUAUCCUGUUGUAAGAUUAUCCAAUGUACAACAUAAGGAGGCGUGUUGGAAAUCGUCUGUAUAGUCUAUGCCGUACAUUGGUAUAAUAGAUUUUCAAUCUGUGGUCCAUCUCUCUCUUUGUCUAUGGCUCCCCGAUCAAGCAGCCGUGUAAGAUUGUGUCGUCCCCUUUAUUAUUUUAUUAAUUAAUGUUUUUACAUACAAAACUUAUUUUAAAUAUGUGCUUGCUAUCUCAAAGAUCGAUGUAUAGUACGAUAUUAAUGUGAUGUUAAUAUACGCACUCAUAUGCCAUUGCGUUAUUCAUUUACCGUGAUCUCGGUUGUAAUCCAACGCCUGUUUCCCUGUGCUCUCGCUCCUCAUAUUCCUA